UAAAAAAAACGGUAAAAUAACCAAACUCACAAAUCACAAACAUGUGUGUAAAGUGUAAACCUCCAUGGUCAAUGAAACUUCAAUUUACAACCCUAAUCGUGAUUCGUGAGGUUUCAAACCAUAACAAUAAUUUACAAAAAUGACUGGUCUCAAUUCACGCGUCGACAAACUAGUAAAUUAUUUUAAAUCUCACAAUAAAAUACGAGAACAAACACCGCAUUCAGCAAAAGUACAUAGCGUUGGUUGGAGUUGUGAUGGAAAAUACUUGGCGUCAGGUUCAUUCGACAAAUGUGUCAGCAUUUUUUCUUUAAGUGGAGAUCGUUUGAAACAAGAAGCAUUGUUUUGUGGCCAUGGAGGUAGUGUUGACCAGCUCUGUUGGCAUGCUUCAAACCCUGAUCUUCUAUCAACAGCUAGUGGUGACAAAACAGUGAGAAUAUGGGAUACUAGAACACAAAAAUGUACAGCAAAUAUUGGUACCAGAGGUGAAAAUAUAAAUAUAUCAUGGUCACCAAAUGGUAACACAAUUGCUGUUGGAAAUAAAGAAGAUCUUGUUUCAUUUAUCGAUGUGAGAACUAUGAAAAUAUGUGCUGAAGAACAGUAUGGUUUCGAAGUGAAUGAAAUAUCCUGGUAUAAAGAUUCAGAGACAUUCUAUUUAACAAAUGGACAAGGAUGUGUUCACAUACUAAGUUAUCCUGAUUUAAAAACACUUCAUGUAAUCAAAGCACAUCCAAAUACCUGUAUUUGUAUUGAAUUUGAUCCAACUGGUAGAUAUUUUGCUACUGGCUCAGCUGAUGCUCUUGUUUCUCUCUGGGAUGCUGAUGAGUUAUGUUGUUUACGAACAUUUUCCCGUCUUGAAUGGCCAGUCAGAACUAUUUCAUUUUCAUAUGAUGGACAAUUACUUGCCGCUGCCUCGGAGGAUCUUGUUAUUGACAUUGGAGAAGUUGAAACCGGUGAAAAAAUAGCUGAUAUACCAGUUGAAGCAGCAACUUUCACUGUUGCCUGGCAUCCAAAACAAUAUCUCCUUGCUUAUGCUUGUGAUGACAAAGACACUUACGACAGAAAACGUGAUGCUGGAAGUCUCAAAGUUUGGGGCUUUUCUAAUGACAGCUGAUCGUUUUUUUUUAAUGUUAAUAUAUUUGGUAAUAAAAAAUUUUUAUUUUUA
This is a messenger RNA of Aphidius gifuensis, 1162 nucleotides long. It is a transcript of the gene tex, whose product is annotated as THO complex subunit 3. The coding region runs from base 140 to 1111 and encodes 323 amino acids. The transcript is spliced from 2 exons. Gene Ontology annotation, molecular function: protein binding. The record is from RefSeq and is a predicted model, not a curated record. Gene Ontology annotation, cellular component: THO complex part of transcription export complex. Lineage: Eukaryota; Metazoa; Arthropoda; Insecta; Hymenoptera; Braconidae. Gene Ontology annotation, biological process: mRNA export from nucleus.